ACACACACACACACACACACAACACAACACAACACAACACACACUCUCUAUUCUCUCUUAUCCACCUCAACCAUGCAACAAUCCCUUCUCCUUUGAGAGAUUCUCUUCAAAAUGGCAACCCACAACAACCUCCUCCCCACCACCACCUCCACCCAGGCCGGGGCCGGGCCAAGCCGCCGCUGGCGUAAAUUCCAGUGGCGUGGGGCCCGGCCCCUCCCCCUCCUCGGGUGCCUCGCCCUCGGCCUCCUCCUCCGCUUCGCGGUCCCCAAGCCGGACGCCGUGGGCCACAAGGGGUGGUCCCUCCUCUCCAUCUUCAUCGUCACCAUCGCCGGCCUCAUCCUCAGCCCCCUCCCCGUCGGCGCGUGGGCCUUCACCUGCCUCACCAUCGCCGUCGCCACCAAGACGCUCGCCUUCGCCGCCGCCUUCGCCGCCUACACCAACGAGGUGACGUGGCUCAUCAUCACUGCCUUCUUCCUCUCCAAGGGCUUCGUCAAGACCGGCCUCGGCGACCGGAUCGCCAUGUUCUUCGUGUCGUGGCUCGGGAAGGGCACGCUCGGCCUCUCGUAUGGGCUGGUCCUCGGCGAGCUGGCGAUCUCACCGGGAAUGCCCAGCUCCACGGCCCGGGCCGGCGGGAUUUUUUUGCCCAUCAUUAAAUCGCUCGCGGCCGGGGCCGAGAGCAAGCCCAAUGACCCGACGGCCAGGAGGCUCGGGGCCUUUCUCGUCCAGUCGCAGAAUCAAAGCAACAACUGCACAAGUGCAUUUUUCCUAACCGCCGCAGCUCAGAACCUGCUGUGUGUGAAGUUAGCCGAAAGCCUCGGUGUCAAGAUCGCGGAUCGAUGGGUGACAUGGCUGAAGAUAGCGUGCAUGCCCGCGUUAGUGUCCCUUUUGGUGACUCCAGCAAUCUUGUACAAGAUUUAUCCACCGGAGAUCAAGAGCACCCCCGACGCCCCUGCAAUGGCGCGCCAGAAGCUCGAACAGAUGGGGCCCAUCAAGCGAGAUGAAUGGAUCAUGAUAGCAACAUUGGUGCUCACCGUUUCACUAUGGAUCGCAGGAGAAGCUCUGAAUAUGUCUAGUGUGGUUGCGGCCAUGAUAGGCUUAUCAGUACUACUGCUAACCGGCGUGCUAGAAUGGGAAGAUUGCCUGACUGAGACACAAGCUUGGGACACAUUGGUGUGGUUUGGAGCUCUAGUCGGGAUGGCGACACAGAUGACUGUUCUUGGUGUCAUACCGUGGCUGUCAGACUGCGUCGCCUCCUUUCUUAAAUCGCUCUCGCUCAGCUGGUUCGGAUCAUUUAGCAUCCUCCAAAUAACCUACUUCUUCAUCCACUACUUGUUUGCUAGCCAAACCGCGCAUGUUGGGGCGCUCUAUUCCGCUUUCCUUGGCAUGCAGUUGGCCUCGAAAGUCCCGAGCUUACUCGCUGCGUUGUCUUUGGCCUAUAAUACUAAUCUCUUUGGUGCGAUCACACAUUAUAGCAGUGGCCAGGCUGCAGUCUACUAUGGGGCUGGCUUUGUAGAUCUUCGUCAUGUUUUUAUUUUGGGUAUAACAAUGGCUCUAAUUCAGCUUGUGAUAUGGGGGUUGGUUGGAGCUGCCUGGUGGAAGAUUUUGGGGCUUUAUUGAGCAGGUCGGCCGCCUUUCCUUUCGUCCAUGGUGUUUAUUCAGUACACGUGACGUGCAUUGAUGACAAACGAUGUAACAUGAAAAUCAAAAUUGGAAAUGAAAUAGGUUUAUUUUCUGUGAAACAGGGGAGCUACCGCCUACCGGGAUGUGCUAGAAGUCGAUUUUGGGUAGCUCGCGCGCUUAUCUGCACCGUAAUAUAGGUUAAUACAGGAGCCCGACACACCUACACAUUUAUAGGUAUUUAUACAUGUAGUUGUGUAUAUUUGAGUUGAGGAGCAUAGGUUGCAGAUGUGAAUGUCUCAAGUUGCUCACUUAAAACAUUGCAGAAUAACAUCCAAGUUACUGUAAAAGUGCUCAAUAUAUUUUGCAAAUAUUUACCAAAAAUAGUUGUGUUUUACUCUAAAA
Molecule: messenger RNA, 2022 nt
Organism: Salvia splendens (bonfire salvia)
Lineage: Eukaryota; Viridiplantae; Streptophyta; Magnoliopsida; Lamiales; Lamiaceae
Product: dicarboxylate transporter 2.1, chloroplastic
Exons: 4
Coding region: 112-1617 (501 amino acids)
Biological process (GO): transmembrane transport
Cellular component (GO): membrane
Molecular function (GO): transmembrane transporter activity
Source: RefSeq, a predicted model, not a curated record